Molecule: messenger RNA, 3775 nt
Organism: Falco peregrinus (peregrine falcon)
Lineage: Eukaryota; Metazoa; Chordata; Aves; Falconiformes; Falconidae
Product: glycine receptor subunit alpha-4
Exons: 10
Coding region: 292-1782 (496 amino acids)
Biological process (GO): chemical synaptic transmission; nervous system process; signal transduction
Cellular component (GO): synapse; neuron projection; plasma membrane
Molecular function (GO): transmembrane signaling receptor activity; transmitter-gated monoatomic ion channel activity; chloride channel activity
Source: RefSeq, a predicted model, not a curated record
CGGUGCGGAGGAGGCGGGCGCGGUGGCGGGGGGCUCCCCGCCGCCGUGCCCGCCUCCUCCCCGCCGCGGCGGGCGAGGCUCCGCCCGGCUCCCGGGGCCCGCAGCCGGCUGGCGCCCACCCCGCGGCGGGCUCCCGCUCGCCCGGACUAUGAGGAGCGGGACCGGGCGGGGGGCGGCGGCAGCGGCGGCGGCAGCGGCCCCGGUGCGGCGGGAGCGGGAGCGGGAGCGCCGCCGCCGCCGGCCGGGUCAUGCCCGUGCGCCCGGGGCGGCGGGGCUGCGGGCUGCGGCGGGAUGGGCGCGCUCCGGGCCGGUGCCCUCACCUUCCUCCUCCUCCUCCUCCUCGGCUGCCUCCUGCCCCGGCGCGGCCCGCUCAGGCUGGUCUCAGGGCGGGAGGAGAUUAAAGCUGCUUCCCGAAGCUCACCCCAGCCCAUGUCACCCUCUGAUUUCCUGGACAAGCUUAUGGGACGAACGUCAGGGUAUGACGCCCGGAUCCGACCCAACUUCAAAGGUCCGCCUGUCAACGUGACGUGCAACAUCUUCAUCAACAGCUUCGGCUCUGUCACUGAGACCACCAUGGACUACCGGGUGAACGUGUUCCUGCGGCAGCAGUGGAAUGACCCCCGCCUGGCUUACCGCGAGUACCCUGAUGACUCCCUCGACCUUGACCCCUCCAUGCUUGACUCCAUCUGGAAGCCAGACUUGUUCUUUGCCAACGAGAAAGGGGCCAAUUUCCACGAGGUCACCACCGAUAACAAGCUGCUGCGUAUCUUCAAGAAUGGCAAUGUGCUCUACAGCAUUAGGCUGACAUUAAUCCUGUCCUGCCCCAUGGACCUCAAGAACUUCCCCAUGGACAUCCAGACAUGCACCAUGCAGCUGGAAAGCUUUGGCUACACCAUGAACGACCUCAUCUUUGAGUGGCUGGAGAAGCAGGAGGCUGUGCAAGUGGCAGAGGGCUUGACGCUCCCACAGUUCAUCCUCAGGGAUGAGAAGGACCUGGGCUAUUGCACCAAGUACUACAAUACAGGCAAGUUCACCUGCAUUGAGGUGAAGUUCCACCUGGAGAGGCAGAUGGGUUACUACUUGAUCCAGAUGUACAUCCCCAGCCUGCUCAUCGUCAUCCUCUCCUGGGUCUCCUUCUGGAUCAACAUGGAUGCGGCGCCAGCACGGGUGGGCUUGGGCAUCACCACUGUGCUCACCAUGACCACGCAGAGCGCUGGCUCCCGUGCCUCCCUGCCCAAGGUCUCUUACGUGAAGGCCAUCGAUAUCUGGAUGGCUGUGUGCCUGCUAUUCGUCUUUGCCGCCUUGUUGGAGUACGCAGCCGUCAACUUUGUCUCCCGCCAGCACAAGGAGUUCAUGCGCCUGCGCCGGCGCCAGCGGCGACAGAGGAUGGGCCUGAGCAGCGGGACAGCCAGCCUGGAGUCCCUGCGGCAGCUGAGCAGCCAGCACGGCGGCGAGCACACCUACACGACGCUCUCGCAGCUCUCCAACUCCCGGGAGGAAGAGCUUGUCCGUGAGAGUCGCUUCUACUUGCGAGGCUAUGGGCUGAGCCACUGCCUGCAGCCAAAGAAUGGAGCUGGGGAGGGCCCUGGCAUCUACAGCCCCCCACCAGCCAGCAUGCUGCUGCGGGAAGGGGAAAGCCUCCGCAGGCGCUACAUUGACCGGGCAAAACGCAUUGACACCAUCUCCCGAGCUGUCUUUCCCUUCACCUUCCUGGUCUUCAAUAUCUUCUACUGGGUUGUCUACAAAGUGCUGCGCUCGGAGGACAUCCACUCGGUGCCCUGAGGCCUGGAAAAGCAUGACUGCCUCUCGGUCUGAUGUCCCAGUGUGCCCAGGCACCAUGACCUCAGCCAGAACCACGUUCCCCUCUGUCCUGGAGCAGCAGCACUGCCAGGCUGGGCCUCAGAGCCUGGACAAGUGGCAGCUCCCAUGUCCCUUUGGAAGCUGGGGCACCAAGGGCAGGGAUCAGCAACCCCAGGUCCUCUCCUGCCUUCUGCAUGGUGUCACCCCCAGGUACCCAGGGAUGCUGUGCUGCAGGGGGAGCCCCAGGUACCUGGGGAUGCUGUGUGCCAGGGCACAGGGGAGGUUCUGGUACUGAGGGAUGCUGGUGGCCAGGGAACACCACUUCCCAGCCAAACACUCUCCACCUCUCCGCUCCUUCCAUGUCAAGUUGCUGCUUCUUCAGGCUGCAUCACUGAGUCAUGGGCCACAAGCAGGCAGGCGAGAGGGUGCAGUCCUCUCUCCUCCCCUGGCCUGGAGCCUGGUUGCAGGAAAGAGCACACAGCACCCCUGCCUGAGCUCGGACUGUGUGGGAUGCUGGCUAUGGCCCCAUAGCCCCCAGUCCAGCAGUGGACAGGGUGCCUCUGGCCCCUAGCCAUCUCCAACGCACAGCAAAGCAGUGGGUCGGGGAUGCUUCUCUCCCUGCAGAGCCCAGAGGUGCCCACGAUGCCCGCAGCUGCAGGCGGGACUGUGGCAGGGACACCGGGCAGAAGGCUCCGUUUUCUUUGAGGAAAUGCCAGCCCUGGGGCAGGCAGCAGGUGAGCCCAGUCCUGCUGGUGGUGAAGGGACACAAAUGGCCAUUGCGGCUGCAGGGAAGAGCUGCUUGGCACUGGGGAGCCAGCACUGCACUCCCUGCAGGGCAGGGCCCACAGCCCAUCUUCUGAUAGAGAUUUUUAGGAUGAAAGUAGUGGGGGCAGCUUGGCCUAUCCUUUUGAAGGAGUAGAAUGAGUGGUGGCAUCCCCAGACUGCUACGUUCCCACAGCACCACAGUGCCAGCAGAGAGCUGGAGGUGAGAACCGCCCUGUUCCCCAGCUUUUUCCCCACCCUGGCACCCAGGCGCGGUGUCCCCCAGGCAGGUUCACCCCUGCUGCUCCUCCACUGGAGAGGAGAGCAUCCAAAACCUCAACAAGACAAGCUCAGCAAGGCUUCCAGCCCUCCAGACCUGGAUAUCCUCUGUGCUUAGCAGGAAAUAAAAGCAGUAGGUGAUGUUUUUGUAGAUCCUACAGAAAGAAAUGUGUUGAUGCUCUCCUUUCCCCCUGCUCACAGCCAGCCCAGGGAGGGCUGCAGCCCAGCAGAGCCCAUCUCCCCACAAUCCCCAGUGCAGGAGGGUGCCCAGGGUCUUCCAAGCAGGGUGGGAUGGAAACUGGAUUUGCCCCUUUCCUUGGAGGCUGUGGUGCCACCAUUUAACAGCGAGGGCCCCAGUGACCCACCUAUCAUGGCAAAAGGGACCCUGCAGGGUGGGCAGGAGGCCAGCACUGCCUGAUGAAGCCAGACCUGGGCAGAGCCCCCUGCCAUGGCCCCCAGCCCCACUCCUCAGGCAGGCAUCAUCCUCUCCAUCGCAUGAGUCACUGGGGGCGAAGCCCUGCCAUUCCCACCCCUGCCCAGCCCCUCCAGCCCUGCAGAGCACUCAGCCACAUGCACCCAUUUCACAGAUGGGGCAAGUGGAAGAGAACUGGCCCCAGGCCACUCCCAGGACCCACCAGGACAGCUGAGCCAGCUCCAUCCCACUGCCACUGCUGUACAUGCCCUCCCAGCUGUGGGGGUCCCCACAGGGCCCCACCGUGCUUCCAGGUCAGGCUUUUGGGACGUGUUUUUGGGAAGGCUCCGUUUGGAGGCAGAGGAAGGGGUUGCACCUCGACUGCUCAGCUCACCUGGCACCCAGUGCCCAGAGGCAGCAACGGGGAGGUGCCAGUGCCAGGCAGCGCUUGCAGGCACUAGGCAGCCAAGCCACCCUCUAGCAGCGGUGGGUUUUUAAACAGCAUCAAUCUUCCUACGCAAA